Molecule: messenger RNA, 1966 nt
Organism: Cryptococcus deneoformans JEC21
Lineage: Eukaryota; Fungi; Basidiomycota; Tremellomycetes; Tremellales; Cryptococcaceae
Product: glucan 1,4-alpha-glucosidase, putative
Exons: 5
Coding region: 162-1895 (577 amino acids)
Biological process (GO): polysaccharide metabolic process
Cellular component (GO): fungal-type vacuole
Molecular function (GO): glucan 1,4-alpha-glucosidase activity
Source: RefSeq, a predicted model, not a curated record
GUCAGCUUGAUGCUUCCUUUUCGAGCUUCUUUGGCCGCUUCCAUUCAUUCCUUGCGUAAGGGAUAUCCGACUAUUGCCACCAUUCACCAGUUACCAAAUCAUAAUAUCAUUGUGCACCCACUAGAGACCCUAUUACUACGUGAGAGGUUAAUCGGUGCAAUAUGGCAUCAAGAACAGAGAUGGAAUCCGACGAUCUUCUCUCAUUCGAAAAGAGCCUGUUCCUACCCAGAAAUGCGACGCCGCGCCCAUACAUUUCUAGAACUGAACACAACUGUCACAGGUAUAGGAGUGUGGUCAUCAAGGGGCUAUUUCUCUGCCUUCUCAUAUUAUCUGCGAUAGUUAUCAGCGUCUCUCUAGGACUUUGGCCCCAUUAUUUGAAUUCGCGGUCGGUACGCUUUGACCACUGGAGUGGUCACCAAAAUGUUUUUUUGGAGUCUAGAAUUUUGGCGAAUAUAGGACCAGGGAUAGGCGCAAAGGAAGGGCUUGUAGUGGCCAGUCCUAGUAAGGGACAUGGAAAAGAGCCAGACUACUACUAUACCUGGACCCAUGAUUCUGCUCUAACCAUUUCUACAUUGAUACCUCAUUUGAGAUUUGAUUUAGCCGAUAUCAAUAAUACCACCGAACCGUGGGAGUUAUACAGCGCCCUGUCUGACGUACUAAAGGAAUAUCUCUUUCGGGACUAUAUUGAAAGUCAAGCAGAGAUACAAAUAGGCAAAAACCCUUCUGGUGACUUGAAAAAAGGUGGCCUUAAUGAACCAAAAUUCCAUGUCGACGGUACCCCCUUCACGGGGAAUUGGGGAAGGCCUCAGAGAGACGGUCCAGCACUUCGGGCCAUUGCGGUGAUGAUUUAUGCCAACUUCCUCCUUGACCGUGGAUUUCCUUCAGACGUCAGCUACGUGCAGCAACGGAUCUAUGAUCCCAGGCAUCUCAAAUCACCAGGGAGAGUCCUUAAGAACGAUUUGGAAGAGGUAGCACACGGAUGGUCAAAAGGCGGCUUUGAUCUAUGGGAAGAGGUUGAUGGACAUCACCUAUUCACCCUUCUUGUUUCCCGUAAAGCCCUGUACGAUGGUUCGACAUUUGCGAAACGUCUCAACGAUGUUGGAGCAGCGGAUCAUUACCUCGCCCAAGCUCAUUCUAUCACGCAGAAGCUUUCAUCGUUUUGGGAUUCCAAAAGAGGCUAUUGGCUCUCAAGCUUGAGUGGUCGCGAUUUUGAGCUUGUGCAGCUCAAGUCGGAAUUUAACUUCACCAACGCAUAUCCAAGACGAGAAUGGCUAGAUUGUUCGAUACCCCUGUCUAUCAUCCAUGCUGGCUCCCACACACUUCAACCCAGCCAUAAUUUCUCUUUUCCGUUCUCUGCAACUGAUCCCAGUGUCCUUUCGACCAUACACCUUUAUAUCAAGUCUUUUGAUGGACUUUACAGUAUCAAUGAUGGCAAGCCUUGGUCAGAUGGAUGGGCGUUAGGGCGUUACAAGGAAGACGUAUAUGACGGUAAGGGCCAAAGUCAAGGGAAUCCUUGGUUCAUUUGCACUUUUUCUGUUGCGCAUAGUCUGUACCUCGCCUACAAGGAGUUUCGUGAGGCAGGUGCCAUUGUGAUUGCCAACCAAACCGUUGCGUUUUGGGAAGAUGUCGUUUCGAUCUCAUCUAAACCUCCUAAAGUUAGGGAGGGCGAUGUUUGGACUGAAGGGGAAGACUGGCAAUUUAAGGAGGGAAUGAAAUGUUUGAAAGACGUUGCAGGCAGGUUCAUGGAAGUUGGCCAGCAAGUGGCGGCAGCGAACGGGGGAAGAAUGAGCGAACAAAUAGACAGAGACGAUGGGCAAUGUAGAGGGGCAAGGGAUUUGACCUGGUCAUACGCAAGCUUGUUGGAUUUGAUCAGAGUGAGAUCGGAUUUGGAUUGAUUUCUAUUCAUCAGCGACUCGUUGUAUUAUACUUGAUUUUACCUAUGACUUUUUUCUACAUGACAAUAUUG